Cryptococcus deneoformans JEC21 is the source of this 2009-nucleotide messenger RNA. RefSeq names its product expressed protein. The record is from RefSeq and is a predicted model, not a curated record. Gene Ontology annotation, cellular component: nucleus; mitochondrion. Gene Ontology annotation, biological process: base-excision repair. Lineage: Eukaryota; Fungi; Basidiomycota; Tremellomycetes; Tremellales; Cryptococcaceae. Gene Ontology annotation, molecular function: phosphoric diester hydrolase activity; DNA binding; DNA-(apurinic or apyrimidinic site) endonuclease activity. The transcript is spliced from 5 exons. Bases 139 to 1962 code for a protein of 607 amino acids.
GAAGUCCCGCCGAGAUCCUCUAUUUUCCUCAAGUUGACUUGUCAUAUACUCACCUCAUCUUGACAACAACGUCCUUAACAACAGCUCGACUCGUCGACCGUCGUUAUUCGCUCUCUGGUAGAGCGGUCGGCAUCCAUCAUGUGCUCAGAUGCGGCAGACGACGACCAGCUGUCUGACGUUGGCUUUGACUGGACUGCUCUUCUGGAUGAUCUCGACGACCGAGUCCAGACAUCUCACCUUCCUACUCCUGCCCAAACCCCGAGUACUGGUCUUUCGAGAGACCAUACUUGUUUCGACUGGUUAGACUUGUGGGAUGAUAUUCGAGAUCCAAAGGCGCAAUCUACACCUUCAACAGUGGUGCCUCCUACACCAGAGAGCCUUCCCAAGCCCAUCCAGCUUCCAUCGACUCCAAAGACAUUUUUUUGUCUCGUAUCGCCGAGCUCCCCACUUCCGCUUGACGCGACCCUUCCUUCUCCCCAAUCCUAUGUUAUCCAAAGCCCCCUUUCGAACACAGACCGAAAACCUUACAUUCCUUCUCUCGACCGGAAAAGCAUAGUCAAACAAGCGCCUGUUCAAGAUGAUAAUCCUUUUCUUGUCUCCUCUCCUUGCCUCAGAAAGCCUGUCGUUCCCGCACCUCGCCAACGUCCAGUGCUAGCAGUACCAUACGACUGGUCGUUUGAUACACCCACUCCGGUUAGAUUCCAUCCUGCAACAGUCGAAGAGCUUCCACCCCAGCCCGUUUUUACCUCCACUGGACAGAAUAUCUUAUGGCUGACCCAUUUGUCCACCUCUGGAGGGCUCACACCUUCCUUGAAAAGGAUAUCGUUACCUUACUACCCUUAUCCAAAGGUGAAAGGUGUGAGCAUGUUCAUAAAUCAUCCAAAAAGGCGGGUGCAUGAGCAAAUCAGGGUGAAAGAGGAUGUCAAAAAUGGCCAGGACAUUUUUACGGCAACCAUGGAUUCGGUCAUGGACAAUGACUGGAGAAAAACUAGUAUGGUUCACGGAGUCUAUACGGUUAACUUGCUAAGUGAAGAUCAGGAAAUUCGUGAGAGAUCAAAAAGGAGCGUCAUGGAAGAGAUGCGGCAAGUAAAGGCUCUUGGAAUGUCUACUCUCGUCAUUCACUUGGGCUCAGCGGGGAAAGAUGAUCCGUCUUACAAGCACGUGCAAUUAACCCGACUAGUCUCUGAUCUCCGCGAGAUCACUCGCGCUGUCCAAGGCAUCACCCUCGCUCUCGAAAACACUGUACACCCAUCACCGCACUCUCUCACCACCCUCUCUUCGCUCUGUACAAUACUUACUCAUUUCCCGCCUUCACAACUCAAGCUUUGCCUGGAUCUAUCACAUCUUCACGUGAGCGAAUUUGACUUGAACUCUGAGAGCGGAAGGAAGGAGAUGUGGGAAUUGUUGGAGACAGCAGGGAAAGCAAGGGUGGUGGGCGUGCACGUCAGUGACAAUUAUGUGGCUCAUGGAGGUAAAGGCGAUCGGCAUGCCAAUAUUGGAUUCGGCCACAUAGCUCUCUCAUCAUUCCGCACGAUCCUAUCCAAUCCCUUCUUUCACAACAUACCUCACCUUCUAGAAACACCUCCUUACUUCAAACAUUUCCGCCCGCCUAAUACCAUUCAUUGUAAACCACCUACAUACGCUCAGAAGAUCAUCGAACUGGAGAGUGAAAGGGCAAGUCUCGAGCGAUUACUGCUGGACAGGAUUGUGAGCAUGUCCGAUCCCGAGUGGAUGACUUACCAGUCCAAAUUGUGGGCGAUGUAUAAAAAGGCGAGAAAGGUGGUGGAAGCGAGAAUGUACAAGGUGUUGUUUAAACAAGGAGGGAGUUUAUGGAGAAAGUUUAGAAAAGAGAGAAAAAAGGUUGGAAGUCGCCUACGACAGGCAGAGGGUCAGAAGCGCAAAGCGAAGAACAUGUUUGUAAAGGAUGAGAGAGUGACAAUAACCCGGUGUUGCGAGCUGUGAACGAGAUGUAGACUUUUGACAUUAGUUGUAUGCAUAGCUGGAUGGUU